AGAAGAAGUGCGGUCACUGCGAGUGGGAAAUUUGACGUUGCGGAAAGGUCGAAAAGUCUUCCUGACCACACAGACAGACAAAUACAGGACUUUAGACGAUGUUUUGAAACAAUGGAUCGUUACGUUCUUGUUGUUUCAUUUUGCCAAAAUGCUGACCACUCAGUAGACGAAUGUAAAUGUGUGGAGUCUCUAAAAAGCAUCUAUGAUAACCUUCUGGACAUUUCAGCUCGAGAUUCAGAGAGAAAGAGCUCUGUGUUUCCAGCUUGUUCUCUAAGUGGCUGUCCGUCCGCUCCACGAUGGUUCUUUGCUGUACAGACUUGCCACUUAGCAACACAGUUUUGCAUGUCAGCCUGGGAAGAACUUAAUUCAAGUCAACAGAAAACUGACAGUGAAGAGGACAAACCUUCCCCUGUGAAAGCAUGCCUGAACUCACUGAGUAUCCAGACGGCACCAGACCUAAAGGAUGAGGAGCCAUCACUUACAGAGCUCUUGGAUGAGGCUGCAGAGGGGCUUCACUUGUUAUCAGACAAGUUGCCACCUCCAGGUAAAGCUUUAGUGGACGUUCUGUUUUUGGCCUUUGCUGAGCAGACCCCUCCCCUGAAAGAGCUGCUGCCUCUGCUCGGAGCCCUCAAACACAUGUCCUGCUGGCAUGCAGCAAAGAUCAGUGUGAUCACACAGCACACCUCCAGGUGGCAGAAGGUGGCAUCUUCUCUAGGCGCUGGUCUGCUGGGACCUGCUGACCUAUUCACUUGUAUUGACCACAGGGAAAUGUGGAGAGGAGGCUUGCUUAUCAGAGAGAAGAAGUGUGGGUCUGAACUCCGCUUUGACGGCUUUUCGGUGCGGCUUCCUGAGCUUCAGAAGGCAGAGUGUAAUCUCUUGCCAGCUCCCUGCGCCUCCACUGAUCAGAGAUUGCACUCGGAGGUCUUCCAUUACUACGCUUCCUCUUUGGACUUGAUUCAGAUAGUUCAUCUGUCAGACCUGCCAAGCUUUCUGAUGUCAAGCAAGCACUUGGAACUAUGCUUGCUCGGGAGAUCAAUGAAAGCUAAACUUCUCAUGGAGCAGCUGAGGUCACUGCAUGGAAAGGUUGGAGCUUUGUUCAGUUUGUCCUGCAGAAUCACUCCCAUCGCUCAGCCUGCUGCCAGCCAACUCAGUUCUCAGCGCUGGAAAGAGUCUCUCGCUAAAGGACAAAAGUCUUUACUCGUUCCUGACACAGAGACAAAAGGUGAAAGUGCUGCCUACUUCCUGCUGGUCCAGGGUCCCGAUGAUGACGAGUCUGGAGUCUGCAGGGUCAGGAUGAUGCACUCAACGAGUCAGAUAAAUGGAGCUGCUGUUAUGACAACCAUCUCUAGCCUUCUAAGGGAGAAACCUCCAUCGGCAGAAGUAAAUGUUGGUGCCGUCCUUCAUCGUCUGCCAUGCCUUCAAGGGGACGGGCUCGUCCAGAGGGAAAGGAAGCUGGCCCAAGUUCAGAUGCUGGCACUCAAAGAGUAUUUUAAAGGGAAGAAGGAAUCUUUGGCCUCCAGUUCAGUGUCUGUCAGUGACUUGAAGACCUUUCUGAACCUGAUCAGGGAGCAGUAUCUGAACUCUGCUCCGCUGGACUCCGCUCCGUCUAUGGCUGCCAGCUGUCUUACAAAGGAGCUUGCUGCAGAACAACCAGGUUGUCAGACUCUUACCCAUCAGCUCACUGACUGGCCUGAGAGGAGCGUCCUGCAGAACAUGGAAAACCUGCAGAAGAGAAGACAGAAGAGAAAGUUGGGCAUGCUUGGCUCUGGCUCUAGUGACAGCCUGCUGGGCCCUAAAGACAGUCAGAGAAGCUCUUCUGCUUUAUUGGAUGCUAAAGAACUUUUGAAAUACUUCACAGUGGAUGGCCUGCCCUGUGGAGAUUUACAGCCUUUGACUAUCAAUAGAGGUAAUAACUUUUUUCAGCUCUCACCAGACCUCUCGCCUGGAAGAGUCAGCCAGAUGCCCUUUAGCAAAGCCUCAGGCUCUCAUUACCACGGCUUAGAGUUCUGCCUGGAUAACCAGCGCUCUCUUGACCGGGAUCAGGUGUUUGCCCGGCUGCAGUCCCGCCUGAUACGCUAUGAGACUCAGACAACCUGCUCCAAGGAGCCCUGCGCCCUCCCAUUCGCCCUUAGCCCUGCCCCCUCACCUGCGUUGAUCUCAGAACCGGGGAGUGUGCCUGAUGGAGAAACCCUGCUGAACUCUGAUGUAUCCCGGCUCAAAUGCAGAUCCUGGGAAGCAGAGUUGGCGGGCGGCCCUACCCGAAGAAAAUUACGGCUGGUAAAGUCUGGAAGCAGCGACUCCUUCUGCUCACCGAGUAGCAACAGCAGUGGCGUUCAUUCCACCGUUAAGACUUUGCAACAACAGCCGAGCCGAUCCCAGUCCACCUCAUCCUCUGUCUGCACCCCUGCAGGCACAAGACACACCGCAGUGUCUGUCUCUGCUCCUGAUGGACUGAAAGUGCAACAGCAGAGGACGAGUCAAAGAAACUUUGAGGACAAACGAGCCAAAGAGUCACGCUCCCAGAAACACAACAGGAUGUUGGAGGAGGUUGUAGGUAAAACGCUCAAACACCAUGGGAUCAGUGUCGAGCAUAAAUGCUAUGAGGCCUGCAGUAAAAGGUUGUUUGAUAUCUCCAAGUUCUAUCUAAAGGAUCUGAAGACGUCUCGGGGCCUUUACGAUGAGAUGAAGAAGGCCGCCAGCAGCAAUGUCAAACAGGUCAUUGGCUGGGUGCUUGAGAAGACCUCAGAGAAUGGGAGAUGAUCAGGAGUGAAGCAUGAGCGGGAUGCAUUCGUGUUUUACCUCUUUUGAUGUUUUUGUAGAGGUUCUGCCUCAAAGAGCAUCUUCUAUUACGUUUACUUUGAUUAGCGUUUGAUGUUUUAAGCCUCUCCGAUUGGUUUUAAAUUCACGAUUAAGCCUAUUUUAAUUAACUUAAUCCUUCAUUUGAUUUGUUUCUCUUAAUUUUUGCAGAAGAUUACAUAGAAACAGAUCUUUUUUAAGCUUGUGCGAGGUUGUGUGUUCACUCCUGCGGGUGUGAACACACACCAGCUUGGCUGUAGAGCCUUGAAACAAAGACUGCAGCACAUCUCCACACAGAACUACAGGGUGACCACAGGGGAUUCAAUUUUAUUUCGAAGUUUCCUUUAUUUGCAGCAGUUUCCCACCAGGAUUUUUUUAUUUAUUUAUUCAAAUAACAUCUAUUCUAUGUCUGCACAUAUUAUCUGUCUUCUCAUUUUACCAGAAUAAAUACACUUGAUUUCA
Messenger RNA from Oryzias latipes (Japanese medaka), 3258 nucleotides. RefSeq names its product MDM2 binding protein (gene mtbp). The record is from RefSeq and is a predicted model, not a curated record. Gene Ontology annotation, cellular component: kinetochore. Gene Ontology annotation, biological process: regulation of protein ubiquitination; protein localization to kinetochore; traversing start control point of mitotic cell cycle. Lineage: Eukaryota; Metazoa; Chordata; Actinopteri; Beloniformes; Adrianichthyidae.